UUCGUCAAGCUUUCUCAAACCUAACUUGAACUUCUUUUGAAGCUCAUUCAUGUCUCGCACAUCCGUAUCAACUAAGUUAGCGAUGGCUCGUAAUGCUUCGGCGAGGUCUUGGAGGGCGUGGAGGAAAGGUAGCGGACGAUUAAGUUUUUCAAGGAUGAUGACACGUUUGAAGUUUUUGGGGAUGUUUUGUUUGAUGUUAAUGGGACUCCAUUACCUCACCCUCCUCUAUUUGAAUCAAGGCCUCAGAAUCAUACAUAAUGAUAGUUUUACACAUGUGCUGCAUCUAAAUAUACGAGACAAACAAAUAAGUGAUACAAAUGGUAUAAAUCAUACGCCCACCUACUGGACACCAUUCCAUAGAUACAUGGAAAAGAUCAAACACUGCAAAAAAUGCCCCCGUGUUCACAAGUGGGAGCCUUAUUUUGCAGCCUAUACGGAACAAUUAUCACGCUUCCGGGGCCGUAAGGUUGUCAUGAUGGAAGUAGGUGUUCAGUCUGGCGGCAGUAUGAUGAUGUGGCGGUCCUUUUUUGGUUGCAGAUUUGAAUACUAUGGUAUAGACAUCAACCCACAGGCUCAACAGUUUGCGAGUGAAUGGGCAACAAUCUUUAUCGGUGACCAGGGAAAUCCCGAAUUCUGGAAGGACAUUAAAAAGAAGGUGCCAGUUAUCGACAUCUUUCUUGACGAUGGUGGGCAUAAUAUGUCUCAGCAAUUCACCACAUUCGAAGCCAUGUUUCCACAUGUUAAAAGUCGCGGUGGUGUCUAUGUAUGUGAAGAUUUGAGCACCAGUUAUUCUGCCAAUUUCCUUGGCCAGCCCUUAUCAAAUGGCACGGUUCAAGAAUAUGGAAGGACCGGUGGUAAAACUUUCGUUGAAUUGAGCAAAAAAAUGAUCGACUGGUUGAAUUGCUAUUUUGUGUCUGGGGAUGUAAUGGCUGCAAGUGCGUCUUGCCCUCCCAUAUUUGAUGGUCUGCCGGCUGUUUCUGAAUUCAAGCAGUUUGGAUAUAGUCUGCACUUUUAUAGUCAAAUCAUAUUUAUCCAGAAGGAACGUGUCAUUCCCCCCUUUCAUUAUAUGGCCGGGGGUUACUCUUUUCCAUAUGGUUAUUCGACAACUGUGUGGGACGGCAACCGCUAUGAUGCACCAGCAGAGGCUAUCAUAGAUAUCUAAAACAAAUAUCUAAAACAAUCAUGUUUUUGUAUUCAUCAUUGACCAUAAUGCAUUCUUUUUACCCACAACAUUUCUAUGGAUAUCACUGUUUGCAAAACUGAAGUGGCCAAAAUCGAAAUCGGUUUCGCGAAAAAAGCCCAAAUCCCAUUCGCUGUCCCUUCCAGAUCUGCAGACGAUAUCGUGCGCGCGGGCAGAGGGCGACUUUUCGACCGCGGCGCGAGCACGUAACAGUCGAGCGAUCGUUUCCGAGACGGCAUGGGGCGUGUCGCGAUCAGGGCGGGGCGAUUCGAGCGCGCGCGGGUGCGGAAAGGAGCUGGAAAUCGUUUUCGCGAUCGACCGAAAGUCCCUUUCCGAUCCCGCGGGAUGAAAUUGCCUUUCAAUUUUGGCCACUUCAGUCUUGCAAACGGUGAUAUCGGGUAAUGAAUGGUUUAGUUGUCACUCGUUGAAAUGUUUUGUUGGGUUUUGAAACAUUUGAAUAAACUUGGUGUUUUUUCAAUAAAAAUCAUCGAAGAUUUUUUUUAUUCGAGCACGAGGCGUGAACGGGGAAGGGGUACAAGUUCACGAGGGUGAAGUAAAUUGAAAGGGAGUUUUCGAGACACUAGGUGACUCUGACUUUUCUUGGGUGACUGAGAUCUGUGCGGGACACACGAAUUACGGGCAAGGCACUCUCAAGUCACUAAAGGAGCUGCAGAAGUACAAGCAUCUGCUAUGAGCGAGUUAUUAGGAUGCUGACGUGAAAAAUUGCUUUGCGAUACAAAUUAACACGUCAAUAUUAAUACUAUUAUCAUCGC
Messenger RNA from Micromonas pusilla CCMP1545, 1953 nucleotides. RefSeq names its product methyltransferase-like protein. NCBI's taxonomy places the organism in Eukaryota, Viridiplantae, Chlorophyta, Mamiellophyceae, Mamiellales, Mamiellaceae. The transcript has a single exon. Bases 83 to 1162 code for a protein of 359 amino acids. The record is from RefSeq and is a predicted model, not a curated record.